AUGGUGAAGCCAGGUAGUGGCAGAAUCAUUCUCGUCGAACAUGGUAGAGGAUGGUGGGGUUUCGUCAACGGUUUGCUGGACAAGUCGGCCGCUUCCCAUUUCAAGAAAUAUGGGUGCUGGUGGAAUCGAGACAUUGCCGAAAUCGUGGACAAUGCCGCCAAAUCGCUGCCCGGGCUCGAGGUCGUCAAAGUCGAUCGCCCGUACUUUACCCAGCUCGGGACAACCCUGUGGAUUGAACUGAAAGUGUCUGGCACCUCUUAA
This is a messenger RNA of Colletotrichum spaethianum, 261 nucleotides long. RefSeq names its product methyltransferase OMS1, mitochondrial. The transcript is spliced from 2 exons. The record is from RefSeq and is a predicted model, not a curated record. The coding region runs from base 1 to 261 and encodes 86 amino acids. Lineage: Eukaryota; Fungi; Ascomycota; Sordariomycetes; Glomerellales; Glomerellaceae.